Messenger RNA from Choloepus didactylus (southern two-toed sloth), 1316 nucleotides. It is a transcript of the gene ATP4B, whose product is annotated as ATPase H+/K+ transporting subunit beta. The coding region runs from base 1 to 876 and encodes 291 amino acids. Lineage: Eukaryota; Metazoa; Chordata; Mammalia; Pilosa; Megalonychidae. The record is from RefSeq and is a predicted model, not a curated record. Gene Ontology annotation, molecular function: ATPase activator activity. Gene Ontology annotation, cellular component: sodium:potassium-exchanging ATPase complex. Gene Ontology annotation, biological process: intracellular potassium ion homeostasis; potassium ion import across plasma membrane; sodium ion export across plasma membrane. The transcript is spliced from 7 exons.
AUGGCAGCUUUACAAGAAAAAAAGACCUGCAGCCAGAGGAUGCAAGAAUUCCAGCACUACUGCUGGAACCCGGACACAGGGCAGAUGCUGGGGCGGACGCUGUCUAGGUGGGUGUGGAUCAGCCUCUACUAUGUAGGUUUCUACGUGGUGAUGACGGGCCUCUUUGCACUGUCCAUUUACACACUAAUGAGCACAAUCGACCCAUACACGCCAGACUAUCAAGAUCAAUUAAAGUCACCAGGAGUAACCUUACGGCCAGAUGUUUAUGGGGACAAAGGCCUGGAGAUUUGCUACAAUGUUUCUGACAAUAGGACCUGGACAGACCUAACACAUACCCUCCAUGAGUUCCUGGCAGCUUAUUCUCCAGCAGCCCAAGAGGCCAACAUAAACUGCACUUCGGAGAAAUACUUCUUCCAGGAAAGUUUUCAGGCUCCCAACCACACCAAGUUCUCCUGCAAGUUCACAGCAGAUAUCCUGCAAAACUGCUCGGGUAUGCCGGAUCCUAACUUUGGAUUUGAAGAUGGAAAACCGUGCUUUAUUAUUAAAAUGAACAGGAUUGUCAAAUUUCUCCCCAGCAACGGUACUGCUCCCAGGGUGGACUGCACGUUCCUGAAUAAGGACCACAAAGACACCCAAGCCCUGGAGGUCCAGUACUACCCACCCAACGGCACCUUCAGUCUCCACUACUUCCCUUACUACGGGAAGAAAGCUCAGCCCCACUAUAGCAACCCUUUGGUUGCAGCAAAAUUUCUCAAUAUCCCCAAGAACACAGAAGUUGUCAUCGUGUGCAAAAUCCUUGCAGAGUAUGUCACCUUCAACAAUCCCCAUGACCCAUAUGAAGGAAAAGUGGAGUUCAAACUUAAAAUUCAGAAGUAAAUAGCAUGAGUAGAUACAGUAGAAUUUCGGUAGACUCAAGAACACAGGUCAUAGCCUGCAAACUUAUUUACAAAGAUCACCUUCUUUGUUCGGCUUAAUCUGCCUGCCGGUUCCUUACCAAAUUAUCUCUAAAACAUUUUAAAAUGCCAAUACUGAAGUCGCUUGGUAAUUCCACAGAGGCAUCUAGGUGGAAAGUAUCUACUUUAUUAAAUCUCUAUUCUUUUGGGUUUUUCCCACAUCCACGUUCUUGUAACUACCUGAAAACAUUUCUCUUGUGAAAUAUAUAAAGAUAAAGUCUAAUUCUUGUACUAUCUGAGAAUUAUUAAAUCUCUAUUCUUUUGGGGAUUUUUGGAUAGAAUUUGUAGCUACAAUAAAUAUGUGGGGUGUUUUAGUUUGCUAAUGCUGCAGAAUGCAAAACACCAGAGAUGGAUAGGCUUUUA